AUGUCAGAUAAGAACGACGCCUGUCCCGUCGACCACAAGACCCGCGACGCAUGGCUCGCCCAAGCCCGCAACGCCGAAGCCGCAAAGGCUCAAGCUGAGUCUGCAGCAGCAUGCCCCGUCGACCACACUGCGCCAGAACCCAAAUCAUGGGCAUCUUACCUCCCUUGGGCUUCUUCCACGCCUGCACAUACAUCUACGCAAACCUCGACGCCGAACAGUAGCCUUGACACCGACCGGGUUAUCUCCACGAUUCCACGAACCUUUGGCACUCCUGCGGCGUGUCCCGUCGACCACGACAAGGAGCCCGCGAAGCCUGCGAACCACGAGAUGGAGACUGGGGUGGACCCCUCUGGGAACUGGGUGUAUCCUUCGGAGAAGAUGUUCUUCGAGGCUAUGAAGCGCAAGGGCUAUGAUGCGCGGGUGGCGGAUAUGAAGACUGUCGUGCCGAUUCACAAUGCCGUUAACGAAAGAGCAUGGGAAAAGAUCAAGGAGUGGGAAGCGCCGUACCUCCAGGGCACACCAUGCGACGGUCCAAAGCUCGAAUCCUUUGCCAACAAGAUGCAACGAAUGACACCCACAGCUCGCUUCAACACCAUCCUUGGCUACUCGGCGCCGUUUGAUCGCCACGAUUGGGUUAUUGAUAGGUGUGGUACGCGAGUCGACUACGUGAUCGACUUUUACUCUGGACGACCCGAUGGCAAGGGAGGGCCAAGCUUCUACCUUGAUGUGCGGCCAAAAUUGAACACAUGGGAGGGUGUCAAAAUGCGAGCUAAGAGGUGGGCAUGGUUGGCGUGA
This is a messenger RNA of Fusarium sp. VM40, 795 nucleotides long. NCBI's taxonomy places the organism in Eukaryota, Fungi, Ascomycota, Sordariomycetes, Hypocreales, Nectriaceae. The record is from the annotation of a GenBank genome assembly.